CCCACGUGGGGCUCGAGGUCUCAGUCACCAUUUUACAGGUUUUAGUACUUGACAAAGGAAGAGGAGCAAAGCAAUAGAAUCAUGUUUCCGUCCUUAAGUUAUCUCCAUAGUCAUAUGGGUUUCUGUGGUACUAUCAAAAAUUCUCCAAGCGACUUUAUCGUCGUUGAGAUCGAUGCCCAGGGACAGUCAGUCGGUCAGUCCCGUAACGAUUUUAGUGAAAUUCCAGGCGAGCAGAGGAGCUCUGGAAAAUGUAAUCACAAAAAGCCAAGAUUGGAUCCUCAGAAACUCCGCUUGGAAGACGGAGGUAAUGAGGAAUUCACUUCUUCUCUGGAUCAACAGUCAGGUCCUGAAGAAAUUCUUAAAUUCGCGAGAGAAGAUGAGGACUGCAGCGCCUUAAGCGCGGGUGACGGCGAAUGGGAGAAAGAUGGCAUUUUAGAGUCCUUGCUAAAUACAGCUGCAAACGAAUCACUGAAUCAGUUUGCUUGUGAUAUUAAAGACACGUGGAACUCGGAAGCAGAGAGGACUGGUCCAUCCGAACUGUCGCUGGGUGCAAUUGUCGACAAAAAGCAGAGGGCCUGUUUGCAUAGCGCUAUAAGACAGAAAUUUCCUUUCUUAAUCACCGUUACAAAAAACCGGGAAAUUGUUGUAAAACCCAACAUCGAUUAUAAAGAGCUCCGUCGGCUGGUGUCUGAAGAGGAAGCAGAUAACUUCUUUAGAUACUUGGACGCCAAGCGGGAAAAUUCAAAAUUCACUUUUAAACCCGACCCGGACAAGGAGCACAGAAAGGCCGUUCACCAUUUCGUCAACCAGAGAUGCGGAAAGCUCGUGGAGACAAAAUCCUUUUCCGUGGCAGACAGUGUUGCUGGUAGUCAAAGCGUGGUGAUAACGGUGAGAUUUCGGGAAAAAACUUUCCGACUCAGGAAAAGGCGCCCUUCUGAGUCCCGGGACAAACAAGAUGAAUAUACAGCUUUCACCCUUCGAAAAGAAAACCUGGAAACGUUUGAAGCAAUCGGUUAUUUAUCUUCCGAACUCGGUGUGCUUCCCUCAGACUUCAGUUACUCCGGCAUUAAGGACAAGAAAGCCAUUACUUACCAAGCCAUGGUUGUAAAGAAAGUGGCUCCGGAGAGAUUGAAAGAAAUUGGAAGUGCAGUUGAAAAGAAAGGAAUCAGUGUCUCUAACAUCCAUCCCGUACAGCAGCCUCUUAGACUUGGGCAGCUCACGGGAAACCGCUUUGAAAUCACGGUGAGGGAUUUAAAAAGACAAACCAGGGACUCAGCUGCAAGCCCAAAGGAGAGGAUUCUAGAGGCAAUUGAAAACGUUAAGACCGGAGGAUUUAUCAACUACUACGGACCGCAGAGAUUUGGUCAGUGGCAGAGUGUUCAAACGGACCAAAUUGGUUUGGCUUUGCUGAAUAAUGAAAUGGUGAAAGCGGUAAAGUUAUUUUUCACCCCGGAAGAGCUUGACGAUCCUGUAAAUAGAGCCAAGAAGCAUUUCUUCCAGACAGAGGAUGCUAAAGGGACCCUCGCGUUGCUGCCCGAAUACAAAAUUCGAGAGAGAUCCCUGCUUCGGGCAUUAAACCGCUACGGUGUGACCCAGGAAGGAUGUGCCCGCGGAUGGUUAAGCAUCCCCCAUUCCAUGCGUAUAUUCUACGUCCACGCCUAUUGCAGUAAAAUAUGGAACGAAGCAGCUUCCUAUCGGUUGGAAACCUACGGUUCAAAGGUGAUAGAAGGUGACCUGGUCUUCUCUGAAGAAAGGGGUAGGGAGCAUCUUCCCCUGAGUGACAGAGUACGCGUAAUAAGUGCAGAAGAGGAAGCCGCCAACGCGUACGCCGUACAUCAAGUGGUUCUCCCGAUGGUCGGGCACAGCAUCCUCUACCCGAAGAACAAAGUCGGACAGUGGUACCGGGAAAGGCUCGGGAGAGAUGGGCUCCAGGAGUGCAAGUUUCGAGUCUCUGCCUUACAGCUGAACGUCCCAGGGUGCUACAGGCAGCUGGUGAAAUAUCCCCGUAACGUCUCCUACCGUCUGCCGGAAAACCGGGAUGUGGACGGAAAAAUGGAAGCCUCUUUUUGCAGUGAACAAUCAGCAUCUCUUCACAUUUCUUUCGAUCUCGACGCCUCUUGUUACGCCACCGUUUGUCUGAGGGAGAUCAUGAAAUGUGAUCUCUAAUAAACUCCAUUUUCAAGAGCUAAACUCUGACACCUUUUGAUGACUUCGGACCCUUCUUUAACCAUCAUCAUCAUCCAUCGUAU
Messenger RNA from Tachyglossus aculeatus (Australian echidna), 2249 nucleotides. It is a transcript of the gene PUS7L, whose product is annotated as pseudouridine synthase 7 like. Gene Ontology annotation, cellular component: nucleus. The record is from RefSeq and is a predicted model, not a curated record. The coding region runs from base 82 to 2166 and encodes 694 amino acids. Gene Ontology annotation, molecular function: pseudouridine synthase activity; RNA binding. Gene Ontology annotation, biological process: pseudouridine synthesis. Lineage: Eukaryota; Metazoa; Chordata; Mammalia; Monotremata; Tachyglossidae. The transcript has 9 exons.